GGGAGAAAAAAUCAAGACUCUUUUCAGUCCAGUCAGCUAUUUGAACACGAUGACUUCUCCAGAGUUGGUUUUAUAUGUGGCAUGUUUGUUCUUGUGCAAAAUGGCUCAGAUGAAUGAUCUGUCCUCAUCUUUUCGCCAAGAGAGUGGUUUUAUAUCCACUCAUGUUGGCCGAAGUAUAAUUUUGCAAUGUUUCUAUGACGAUGAUGUGGUAGCAAGGUAUUACUGGUACAAGCAAACUUUGGGAGAGAAACUGAGGCUCAUGGCUACCUUCUACACGUAUAAUAAAAAUGGCACUUUUUAUGAUGAAUACGAGAACAAUCCACGCUUCACACUGGACACUGAAAAUGGUAAAAAUCACUUGAAGAUCUCAGAUUUACGCACGUCAGACUCAGCUACUUACUACUGUGCAAGUAGAUAUUCAGUAGCAUUUGAAUUUGGGGAGGGAGCUACUGUCAGUGUGAAGGGUUCAGGACUGAACAGUCAAGCUUUGGUCCAUCAGUCCGGAUCUGAGACCAUCCAGCCAGGAGGCUCUGUGACUCUCAGCUGUACAGUUCACACUGGGACCUGUGAUGGAGAACACAGUGUUUACUGGUUCAAAGACUCUGAAGAAUCUCAUCCAGGACUCAUUUACACUCAUGGAGACAGGAACGAUCAGUGUGAGAGGAAACCUGAGACACAAACACAAACCUGUGUCUACAACUUGCCGAUGGAGAACUUGAAUCGUUCUCAUGCUGGGACCUACUACUGUGCUGUUGCCUCAUGUGGACACAUACUGUUUGGAAACGGGACCAAGCUGGACGUUGAGGAUGAGGGUGAUUCUCUUGUACUGGUGUAUUUCUUGAGCAGCGCCUUGGCAUUCACUACCAUCCUGAGCGUCUUACUGGCUUUCUUUAUGUACAUGAUAAGUAAGAGAAACGGCUGCCAUAGUUCGGGAUCUCAUGCAGGAUUUUCAGCUUCUUCCACGAUGAAUGCAGAGAGUUGCAAAGAUGAAGAAAACCUCCAUUAUGCUGCUUUAAAUGUAAAAAAGUCCAACAGUUCAAGAAGACUAAGGGCUGACACAGAGGAUGGAUGUGUUUACUCCAGUGUAAAGCAGUGAAGCUUUGUCUCUGUGACAGGGCACGGCUUUAACUAUGUCAUUUCAAGUGCUUUACCUUGUUAUGAACUAACUACAGAAGCUUUUAAAGUGACAAUAUAUGAAGAUUUGAGGUGCGUGUGAAAGAUUUUACACCGCAGGCUGCAAAAUGAUGGAUGAAGAUAAAGGUAUUUGCAGCCUUGGAAACAGGCAAAUAAUGAGUGUAUGUUCAUAAUCAUUAAUGCUGCAAUUGAAUUUGUAAUUGUGUUGAUUACAAGCCGCAAACCUUUGGCAUGUGCUCAGUGGCGUAGUGAUAAAAUCUCUUUAUGGUUUUGUAAAGCUUUGUAAAUGUGUGCGUGUGUUUAUGUGCGUGCGUGCACCCACAAAUCUAUAAAUGUAUUUAUAUAUUUCUCUGCUUUCAUGUCUGUGAAACAUUUUGCAAACUUGUUUUUGAAACAUGCCUGAUAAAUAAAGUAAAGAUUAUUAAUAAAAUAAGAUAAGUCAGAGUUAUGAGAAGAAAUCACAUAUUGUAUUUCCCAGAAUUUAAAAGCAUGAAGAGGAGAUUUUCAGCGACGACAGCUACAUUAUUUAUUUUUUAUGUGACACGGUCAGUUCUCAUAAUUGUCCUCGUACAACCACACAUAUUACGUAGGAGUCGAAUUCUGGAUUAUAUACUCUCAAUUAAUGGAUAAACUGCACAAAAUCAUAGGGUUUGGGAAUAUUUAUGUUCCUCAUUAAAUGAUACAGGUUAUAUUGCAAAUUGCUGCCGUGCUGUGUUGGUGUACUUGGCAGGUACACCGGGCCUUUUGCUGCAUGUCAUUCCCUCUCUCUCUCUCUCUCCCCUGACUUUCCUGUCCAUCUCUACUGUUGUUACAAAAUAAAGCAGAAAUGCCAUAAAAAUAAUCUUUAAAGAAAUAUGCACAUGUGGUCAAUACAACAUAGCAAGCUGAGGCUAAUCUCCUCUGCUGUACAUGCAGAGGUCAUCCGAUAUGUCUCUCAAUCACCACGUGAUUCUUCUUAAGGGACAAAACUAGACAUCACGGUUGGCAAUGAACAUGUGAUCAGCGCCGACUUGUUG
Molecule: messenger RNA, 2150 nt
Organism: Seriola aureovittata
Lineage: Eukaryota; Metazoa; Chordata; Actinopteri; Carangiformes; Carangidae
Product: immunoglobulin alpha-2 heavy chain-like
Exons: 5
Coding region: 50-1096 (348 amino acids)
Biological process (GO): response to bacterium
Source: RefSeq, a predicted model, not a curated record